GCUCGUUAAUAUUCAAUGAACAACCUGCUUGGCUAUUUUCACUCAAUAACAUAACCUCCUAGCGAAAUAUUCCGGAUGGACUUAGCUCUGAGAAACGUGACAAAGAACGUUAAACUAAUAAGCGGAAUCUUAAUGACAUACACAAUGAUCAGACACCAAGUUUAGACAUUUGGGCGCGCCAGAAGUGAGGCCAUCAAACAUGGAUAGGCUAAAGAUCAAUCGUGAACUGUUAGUCUACAAAGCGUUCUAUUUCUUCUUCUUGAGUGGAUUAGGCGCACUUUUCCCAUAUCUACCCGUGUAUUUCCGUCAAAUGGGACUCCCAGCCAGCAAUGUCGGGUUACUGAUCGGCUUUAGACCGAUCGCGCAGUUUGCAAGUGCGCCAUUCUGGGCGGUAAUGGCGGAUAAGUACCGCAAACGCAAAGCGAUUCUAAUUAUGUCUGCGUUGGCAUGGUUGAUAAUGACUCUGGCUUUAGCAUUUGUCGAGCCCACGCAUGAGAUCUGUGAAGUUCGCAAGGGAAACUCUUCCGAUUCCCACUUUGUUAAUUAUACGAAGAUAAAGACGGGGUUCUUUAAGCGUUCUGUGGUCUCUUCGGCAGUUAGCGCAGAAUAUCGCGUUGCUGAAAAUGAAGUCCAGGCUAGUCCCGACCUAGUUGUAGUUCCAUUGAAGCCUGAUUUUCAGUCUCAUCAGUCAAGGAGACUAUUCACAAAUAACACAGCAAAUGACAAUACAACUACAAAUGGCUCGCCAAGUGAACAUAAAGAAAUGAUAAACCAAUUGGUUGUCGCGACUAGAAAGACAACUUACAGCCGUCACACUAAUCCAAGCAACGAUGAACGUACUGGCCACAGCUCUCACAUUGAAAAGACAAAACUAACUGAUACGGUUGAUAAUGGACGGAAAUAUUUUGAAAUGGGGACUGCAACUUACAGCAGUCACACCAAUGGAAACAAUGUGAGCUAUGUCACGGAUAUUGCGAAUUCUCGAAGACAAAGAAAGAUAACCUACAGUAAAAGCAAGCAAUUCGAUCAAGUCCUUACUACUUUUGAAAAUUCUAGCAGAAAUAGAGUCAACGAUACACUAACUAAUAACAAUAACACACGUAAUAAUACAGAGAGAACGAUUACACCGGCUAAAAAUACGGGUACCAUUAUAAUCAAUGCAAACAAAACUAAAGAUCAACAACAUACUAGUACUAGACGCAAUAAAUUAAGAUCACAACCAGAUUUAGUUGAAUUCUCCAAAGAAAAUUUCGCAAGCAACCUUGAUGAGUCUUAUGAUGGUCCGUUUUCUUUUUCUGGAAUAAGCGGUGAGCUACCGAAUAAGGAGAACACAGUGAUGUGGGGUGCAUCUAGUUCAAGGAUCUUGAACAAGGUGGCUAGGAAAACAAAGAAAGAGUCAAACUAUCCAAAAGUUUGGAGCUCGGCAGAUCUUAAAAAAAGAGGCAAAAAGGACGGUAGCAACGUCGAAGCCGAUAACAAAGCGGUUGGUAUACGUCAUUUCUCCGAAAUGAUCAAGAGCAUUUCCCAAGAGCUGGAGGUUUCUGGGGAUGCUGGCUCGGCGUCAAUGUUUGCUUAUUUUCCGGCACACAAGCUAGCAAAUAUGCUAUUAAAGCACAAGGACGAUUCAAAAAGCGUCGACAGUCUUCACCAUAACACCAUCGAGAACUCUAAUAAGAAUGUAAUUCAUCAUAGUGUGAAGGAUAUCUUGACUGCUGUAAACUCAGCGCAGGAUGGCUUAACUGGUUCAUCCAGCUUGCACGCUCUCGCUGAAAAGGUACAGCUGAGUGAUGAUAGAAGUGUGCACGGUAAUAAUGAGCAAGUUGGUCUUGGAGAGUCUGCAAAUGGUGACCUCGUUGGAAGUUCCUAUACUAACACGAAGAUGUCUACCAGUGGAAACAACCCCAAAGUUUAUAACCCUCGGAACUUCCAUGGCAGUGGUCUCAAUAUCGGUGAAAGUAGCGGUGAUCCUGAAAAGCUAAAUGAUUCCCCAAGUAUUACCCUCGAUGAGCCGCCAAGCAGCCCCACGCAGGAAGUGUCAAAGCAGGAGUCUCUCAUAUUUAUGGUGAAUUUGACCAAGUCAAAUCCUAAUGAGCUCGGAAGAAUUUUCACUAUUCUCCUUGUGCUAAUUGUGGUGGGAGAAUUUUUGGAGUCUCCUUGUGUGACAUUAGCUGAUGCUUCCUUGCUUGAAAUGCUGGGAGAAGAGCGGAGAUUCUACGGGAAACAGAGAUUAUGGGGCUCUGUAGGUUUUGGCAUAUUUUCUUUCGUCGUCGGCGUUCUACUCGAGCGGUCUCAAACCCUUAUCUGCGGUUACAAAUACACUGACUACAUGAUCUGUUUUUGUUUCUUUGGAAUUCUGAUGCUUCUAACACUGUUAGUAUCUUCAGGGUUCCAGUUUAGAUAUUUUGAGGUUAAGACUAACACCACGAGUGCUGCUAUAGCCGCACUGUGUAACGUCCAUUACGGGUCGUGUAUGAUAGCGGCGUGCAUUAUGGGCGUGAACUAUGGUAUGUGCCAUAACUUCCUGGUCUGGUUCCUUGAAGACCUUGGAGCAAGUAAGACCCUUAUGGGGAUUGCGAUUAUUUCGCGCUGUUUCGCAGAUACUCUUACAUUUUACGUGGCCGGGACUAUUAUUAAAGCACUUGGACAGGUUAGGAUCAUGAUUGCGGUCUUGUUAUCGUACGCGGUUGUGUUCCAGGCGUACACGCUGCUCGAGAAUCCUUGGUAUGUCAUUCCUGUUGAGGUGUUAAAUGGCGUCACUUAUGCGCUUGCUUGGUCAGCCUGUACCUCGUAUCUGGUAGGCGCGGGUCCACAUGAGGCUGUCACUACCAUACAAGGCAUACUCCAAGGCGUGUACUGGGGCCUGGGUACUGGUACUGGAACGAUUGCUGGUGGCUACCUCAUCCAUCACCUAGGCCCAGUCUCUGCCUUCCGCCUUACUGCAGUACUCAGUCUGCUUAUGGGAGUGCUCUUUUGCGGGGUACAAUGGAAAUGGACGCUUGACGUUAUCCCUGUAGAGUUUCCUCAGACAAAAUAUUCGUACCUCCCUACCGUAGCGACUAAAGACACGGAGGCCUUACUUAGCGGCCAUGAUAUGGCGCCCGCUCCAAGUAGGCGAUGCUACAAAAAGGUUAAACUUAACAGCAAGAUACACAGAGAUUUUUAAUCAAACCUAGAGAUAUAAAGGACAACCUCCGGAUUGAUAAAAUGUAUCUGUUAAGUGCAGGUGUCAGCUAAUAAGGGAUUUAAAUGAAUGGUUGAAGUCGGUGAAUGUCGGGAAAACUUCUACCAACUUGAUGGUCCGAUAAAAGGGAAUGUAUCUCUUCUUUAUUUCACAAUCAUCCUUCUUCUACCUAAACUUAUAACGACUCCCUCUAUCCCCUACUAGUUAGCCGAGAAAAGUUUUAAUACGCAAGAGUUGACUUAGGUUUUUUUAUUUGAACUAUUUUACUAAACGUCUUUACUGUUUGAUACUGUAUGUUUUGAAUGAGUUGAAAAACAAAAUAAGUUUGAUUACAUAAAAUAGAUGUUGUAUAAAGGAAUAAUAAAGUCAAAAUCGAGCUCACA
This is a messenger RNA of Nematostella vectensis (starlet sea anemone), 3564 nucleotides long. RefSeq lists its product as uncharacterized. The record is from RefSeq and is a predicted model, not a curated record. The transcript has 2 exons. Bases 200 to 3163 code for a protein of 987 amino acids. Lineage: Eukaryota; Metazoa; Cnidaria; Anthozoa; Actiniaria; Edwardsiidae. Gene Ontology annotation, cellular component: membrane.